This is a messenger RNA of Malassezia japonica, 1848 nucleotides long. RefSeq lists its product as uncharacterized. The transcript has a single exon. The record is from RefSeq and is a predicted model, not a curated record. The coding region runs from base 1 to 1848 and encodes 615 amino acids. NCBI's taxonomy places the organism in Eukaryota, Fungi, Basidiomycota, Malasseziomycetes, Malasseziales, Malasseziaceae.
AUGCUCGUGCGGCCGCGGCGCGUGCGGUUCGUGCACUCGAGUGCGGCGCCGUUGGCGGCGUACGUAGGAGCGCGCGAGAGUACCCGCGCGGCAUCGUACGGAACCUAUGACCAGAGCGGGUCGAACAUGCAGCUCGAUCCGCGCGGCGUCGACUACGGCCUGUUUGAGCCGCCGUCGGACGAGUACGUAGCGACCCGAGCGAAUGCGCUGCGCGUGGACACGACCCUCUCGCCGCAGAUUGCGCUGCUGCAGCGGCUGCUGCGUGAGAAGGAGUGGGAGGAUGCGCGGCGCUCGCUCGAGCAGCUGCAGACGCUGCACACGCCGCUCGACGUGCCGCUCGUCGAGUACUUGCAUGCCGCACAGUACUUUGCGGCGACGCGCGAGCCGGAAGCCGCGCUGCAGUGGCUUAUGCUCGCUCCGCAUGCCUCCAAGCUGGAGGCGAAUGCGCGCAAAGGACGCUGGGCGUACGACCAGGCCGUGCACUGGCUCUGCGAGAGCGACGCAUCGCACCAGCGCCAAGCAUGCAUCCUCGCCGCCGCGGGGGGAUACCGGUCCGCACUCACGACCGGCAUGACGCAUCUCUACCGCACUGGGCAGUGCGGUGAUGCCGCCGAGUUUUGGGAGCGCGUCGCCGCAUCCUAUGUGCCGGUGACGCCUGCGCAAAAGGAGGCGCACCUCGCGCGCUUGUACAAUCGCGUCGUGCGCGCCAUGGCGCGAGGGGGUUCUAUAGACGCCGCGCGCGAGUGGGCGGCGUCGAGCGCGUACACGCUCGACGCCGCGUCACACGCGCUCUUGGAACCGGCGCCUGCGGCGCCCAAAGGCCGCUCCACGGAGCAGGCGGCGCUCGACGUGCGCCUCAAGGAUGCGGUCGCUGCCGAGGACCUCGCGCAUGCGCGGCACCUCCUUCUGCGCGCGCAAACCGCGCCGGGCGUCGAGGCCCUCGCCAUCUUUCUCGCGGCCGCCGGGCGGCACACAGCGAUCGACGUGCCCCGCGACGCAAAGCAGCGCGGCACGCUGUCUACCGGCCAGUUUCUGCGCCCGGUCCGCCGCGCAAUCCAGGCACGCGAGCGUGCGCUAUGGGACACGGCGCUGCUGCGUGCGCGUGCACGCGAGCACGACUGGCACGGCGCGCUGCGCGUCUUCCAGCGGCGCUUCCAGCCGGUGAGCGGCCUGGACGCUGCGCUGCUGCAGGCGGCCGAGCGCAUUCCUCAUACCCCCCAAAACGGCUCGCACGCCGCGUCGUCGCUUGCAAACAGCGACGGGCGCCGCGCCGAGCACCGCAGUAUCAAACUGCGGCACCUCGCGACGCCGUACACCAUCGCGCUCGUCCUGCGUGCGCUGGUGGCGUGCUGCGAAAAAGACACGGCGCUCGUCCAGCGUCUGUACACGCACUGCGUACGGCACCUCGCGCCGCAGCACCUGUCUGCGCGCGUCUUUGAGGCGCUGAUCCCCGCACUGAGUGCCGCCGACCCUGCGGCGUUUGUGGCGCCGAGCGGCGGCUUUUGGACCGUGCUGCGCGACAUGCGCGCGGCGCACGUCACGCCCCGCGCGACGACCUGGACGCUGCUGCUGCAGGCGCUUGCGCGCGACGGCUCGCAUUCCAGCUGGCAGCUCCUCGUGUCGCUCCUGCAGCGCAUGGGCGGCGAGGCGUCCGAGCUGCCCGCGCACCUCGACCUGCCGCGCUCGACGCCCGGCGUGUAUGCCGGCGUGCUGCAUGUGCUGCCCCGCGACGCGACCGGCACGGCGCGGGCGCGGCAGCUGCGCAAUCUCGUGCGUGCGGCAGCGGACAAAGGCCUCGAGACCGACUAUGGGCCGUUGCAAGAACAAUUAAAGCAGCUUGAAAAGUAA